This is a messenger RNA of Aureobasidium pullulans EXF-150, 1560 nucleotides long. Its product is annotated as MFS general substrate transporter. Gene Ontology annotation, biological process: carbohydrate transport; transmembrane transport. The record is from RefSeq and is a predicted model, not a curated record. NCBI's taxonomy places the organism in Eukaryota, Fungi, Ascomycota, Dothideomycetes, Dothideales, Saccotheciaceae. Gene Ontology annotation, molecular function: carbohydrate:proton symporter activity. Bases 1 to 1560 code for a protein of 519 amino acids. Gene Ontology annotation, cellular component: membrane. The transcript has 10 exons.
AUGACUGCAAUCGACUUCAAGCAGGCCGAUGCCAAAGACGAGACGGUAACUCAGUACUUUGAGAACGCCGAUGAUUCCCGCGGAGAAGUCCUAGAGACGAGAUAUGCGGGACUCGGAAGAUGGCUCACAGUCAAGACGUUCUGGAAGGCGAUGCUCUUCUGCCUGGUUCUCAAUUGGGCAGCCCUCAACGACGGAUUCCAACAACAAGUCCCCGGCAAUGUCAUCCCCAUGCAAGCUUUCAUCAACCAAAUGUAUGACACAAGAAUUGAUGGCAAACCUGCAGUCAGUGCCAAAGUUGUCUCAUACUGGCAAGGAUUCGCAGAGAUGUCCAAAACAGUUGGAAUGUUCGCUGGAGGAUGGUUUGCUGAUCGCUUCGGCCGCAAGAAAGCCAUGAUUGGCGCCAUCGUCAUUCUCCUCGGUGGAUCCAUCGCUGAAAUCACUGCCUUCAGCUGGCAAAGCUGGUUGGGUGCUGCAGUCUUGGUUCGUCUCGGUGUCGGCCUUGCUCAGUCUAUCCUCAUCACAUACAUCUCCGAGAUUGCGCCCUUCCAAAUUCGUGGUUUCAUGAUUGGUGCCUACCAGCUUUGUCUCGGCUUCGGCCAACUCAUCGCUGCUGUCGCUACCCAGCUGGUCGACACUCAUCAGCCCAACAAAUGGAAACCUCUGAUUGCGACAGAGUUCGCCUUCACUGCUAUUCUCAUCAUCUUCAUCUGGUUCGUACCAGAAUCUCACAUUUACCAUUCUCGCAAAGGUCAACACGAACAAGCAAAACGCUCAAUGCUCAAGUUAUACGGCAAUAUCGCUGGGUAUGAUGUGGAACACGAAUAUCGCGUUAUCCAACACGGCAUCGACGCCGAACUGGAAUUGGCCUCUGCAUCUCGCAGCUCAUCCUUCUUCGAAAUCUUCAACAAGCAGAACUGGCGCAGAACGCUAGCUGGAUGUCUUGGUAUCUGCAGUCAAUGGGCUGCUGGUGCACCAAUCGUUUUUUCCUACUCAACCUACUUCUUCAAAGUCGCAGGACUCGCAGAUCCAUUCCUGGUCACAAUCAUCACCGGAUGCUUCAUGAUGUGCAUUUUCAACAUCUGUCUCGCUUCCACCUCCUUCUUCAAGACAGCUGGCGCGCCAAAGGCAGCUCUUGGGUUCUUGUUGCUCUGGGUCAUCUGCUACGGCGCUUCUGCAGGUCCCAUCGGUUUUGUCGCUGCCGGAGAAACCUCAACCCCUCGUCUAGGAGCACAGACAACCUCAUUCAACCUCGGAUGCUACGGCCUCGGAUUCGUUGUUUUCCAAUGGACCGUUUCGUACAUGAUCAGUCCCGAUGCUGCCAAUCUUGGUAUCAAGGCUGUCUAUGUCUGGGCUGGUCUGCUCGUUCCCUUUACCAUCCUCCUCUGGCUUUACUACCCUGAGACUUACGGCCGCACCUACUGGGAGCUUGACGAGCUUUACGAGCGGAAGAUCCCUGCUUGGAAGUUCAAGAACACUCCCACCCUGUCUGAUCAGAGUGGCCACAAGAAUGCUGCUCUCAUGUCCGAGCGUGCCAAGCAGGAAGCGAAGACUGUCAUCUAA